This is a messenger RNA of Hippopotamus amphibius kiboko, 935 nucleotides long. It is a transcript of the gene PPDPF, whose product is annotated as pancreatic progenitor cell differentiation and proliferation factor. NCBI's taxonomy places the organism in Eukaryota, Metazoa, Chordata, Mammalia, Artiodactyla, Hippopotamidae. The transcript is spliced from 4 exons. Gene Ontology annotation, biological process: multicellular organism development; cell differentiation. The record is from RefSeq and is a predicted model, not a curated record. Bases 331 to 666 code for a protein of 111 amino acids.
GCCCGGGCGGCGCGGGCAGGGUCGCGCGGCCCGACCGGGCGCUGCCGGCGGCCGCUUCCCGGAGCCCCAGGCCGGCGGCCCCGCGCACAAAGCGCCUCCGUUGUCCCGCGCGGCCGGCUGGGGCCGGCUGGGGCCGGCCGGGGCCGCCCGCGCGGAGCGGCGCCCGCGAGUUCCGGAGCCCCGCCUGCACUCGGCGGACGAGCCCGGCCUCGCCCCUCCCGGGCGCCCGCGCGGCCGACCCCGGGGUCCGGGCGGGGAGGGCCCUUCUCGAGAGGCCGCGCGGCCGGAGCGGCUCCGCGGCCCCCGCGUGCGCAGGUCCGCGCCGGGAGCAUGGCCGCCAUCCCCUCCAGCGGCUCGCUCGUGGCCACCCACGGCUACUACCGGCGCCGCCUGGGCUCCGCGUCCACCAGCAGCUCCUGCGGACGUGCCGAGGGCCCCGGGGAAGCCAUCCCCCACCCCCCAGGUCUCCCCAAAGCUGACCCCGGACACUGGUGGGCUGGCUUCUUUUUCGGGAAGUCCCCUCUCCCGUUCAUGGCCACAGUGCUGGAGUCCCCGGAGCGCUCGGAAUCCGCCCAGGCCUCCACUGGCGGGAUCACCUGUGACCCAGCUCGGGAAGCCGUCGGGAAGCAGCAGCCUGGCAGCACCAGCUGCAGCCCCCGGUCCUGAGUGGCCACCACCAGCUGCAGGCUUCCUCCCAGGGCGCUGGGCUCCUCAGAGCCCCUCCCCCCCACCCCUCCCCUCCCCAAGACUGAACAGGCUGUAGCCCGCGGAAGCAGUUGGGUUUUUUUAAUAUCCAAACAGCAAAACACCAAAAAGGAGAUUGAGAGAACUCCACUCUUUACUAUCCAGGCCGCAUGAGAGCUCUCCUGACACCCCAUACCUCUGUGCCUUGAACCAAGUGGAAAAUAAACUCUAAGCAGCCCGCUGCGGUGUGA